AUGUCUGCCAUGAAGAUAACAGGUGUCUUUUUGCUCCUCAGCCUGGCAUUUCUUUGCUUAGCAAAUGCUGCCAGGCAGGAUAAGAUAGACUGCAGUGAAUAUAAGAGGUUACAGAGAGGAAGACCUAUUUACUGUGAAAAACUCUAUCAACCUUUUUGUGGCUCUGAUGGAAAAACAUAUAACAACAAAUGUACUUUCUGCAAAGCAGUCCUGAGAAGCAGAGACACCUUACAUAUGAGACAAGCAGGGCCAUGCUGA
Colius striatus (speckled mousebird) is the source of this 258-nucleotide messenger RNA. RefSeq names its product ovomucoid. Gene Ontology annotation, molecular function: serine-type endopeptidase inhibitor activity; protein binding. The record is from RefSeq and is a predicted model, not a curated record. Lineage: Eukaryota; Metazoa; Chordata; Aves; Coliiformes; Coliidae. The coding region runs from base 1 to 258 and encodes 85 amino acids. The transcript is spliced from 4 exons.